UGGAGCGGAUUUACUAAUCUGUUAAUUAGAUUACUGUUCCUGCCUUAGUGCCUCGUGUGUCCUCAUGCAUACAGACCAGCCCCUCGACGCUCAUGAAUACCACCUUAACUGCUCUCACCUUGUACUUUUAUUAAGUAUGAGUUGAUCAGACAGUUGAAUGUGAAUUGGUGUUGGAUGCGACCUAGGAUGGCUGCUCUGACAUUGCCUUUGGUUACUUUUCUCUGCUGGAUGAGCCUCUGUAGUGUAAGUGCAAAUGAGAAGGUUUACUCAGAAAACAUCACUCGCAUUUUGGAUCGACUUUUGGAUGGCUACGACAACAGACUGCGUCCUGGAUCUGGAGGUGGUUUAACAGAGGUGAAGACAGACAUCUUUGUCACCAGCUUCGGGCCUGUUUCAGAUGUUGAUAUGGAGUACACCAUGGACAUGUUUUUCCGCCAGAUGUGGGUUGAUGAGCGUUUGAAGUUCGAGGGCCCCACUGAGAUCCUGCGGCUGAACAAUCGCAUGGUGGACAAGAUCUGGACUCCUGAUACUUUUUUCAGAAACUCCAAAAGGUCCAUUUCCCAUAACAUGACCACACCGAACAAGCUCUUCCGCAUCAUGCAGAAUGGGACAGUCCUCUACACAAUGAGACUGACAAUCAGCGCAGAGUGUGCGAUGAAUCUGGUCAACUUCCCCAUGGACGGCCACGCCUGCCCUCUAAGAUUUGGGAGCUAUGCCUACACGAGGAGUGAGAUCAUUUUCACCUGGAAGAAGGGGCCAGUACUAUCUGUCGAUUGUCCCAAAGAGUCCAUGAGUCUUUUGCAGUACGACCUUGUGGGACAGACUUUGUCCAGUGAGAUAUUCAAAUCAAAUACAGGUCACUACUCUGUGCAGGUGAUCCAUUUCCGACUCCAGAGGAAGCUCGGUUACUACCUCAUUCAGACCUACAUCCCCCUCAUAAUGGUUGUUGUGUUGUCACAAGUCUCUUUUUGGAUAAACAAGGAGUCCGUCCCGGCACGUACAGUGGCUGGCAUCACCACAGUACUGACCAUGACCACCUUGAGCAUCAGCGCCCGUCAGUCACUUCCCAAAGUGGCCUAUGCCACCGCCAUGGAUUGGUUCAUUGCUGUGUGCUUUGCCUUCGUGGCAUCGGCUCUGGUGGAGUUUGCGGCAGUAAACUACUUUGCCACGCUGCAGGCCAAUCGUCUGACCAAACGAAAAACCAGACAAGACAAGCUGGAGGUAUUGGCGACCGGCAGCGAUGAUGACGACACAGUUUCUUCGGACAGCAGCCCUCGGGAAGGCCUGAAGAAGAGGAACCACUCAGUGUGCCGCAGUGAGCUGGGAGAAGCUCCGCCAAUGCCCAUCUUUCUCCAGCAGGGCUCAGCUUUUCCUCAGAUCCCGCAGUUGGCCGGCACCAGCCCCAUCGAUGAGUACGCCCGUAUCCUCUUCCCCCUGACAUUCGCCCUCUUCAACCUCGUCUACUGGUUCAUGUACCUGGGCCAAGACAACAUGGAGAGUGCCAGGGACAUGGAUCUUAAAAACUGA
This is a messenger RNA of Pleuronectes platessa (European plaice), 1527 nucleotides long. It is a transcript of the gene gabra6a, whose product is annotated as gamma-aminobutyric acid type A receptor subunit alpha6a. Gene Ontology annotation, biological process: gamma-aminobutyric acid signaling pathway; synaptic transmission, GABAergic; regulation of postsynaptic membrane potential. The record is from RefSeq and is a predicted model, not a curated record. The transcript is spliced from 10 exons. Gene Ontology annotation, molecular function: benzodiazepine receptor activity; GABA-A receptor activity; transmitter-gated monoatomic ion channel activity involved in regulation of postsynaptic membrane potential. The coding region runs from base 175 to 1527 and encodes 450 amino acids. Lineage: Eukaryota; Metazoa; Chordata; Actinopteri; Pleuronectiformes; Pleuronectidae. Gene Ontology annotation, cellular component: neuron projection; dendrite membrane; postsynapse.